Messenger RNA from Trypanosoma cruzi, 990 nucleotides. RefSeq names its product RNA-binding protein, putative. Gene Ontology annotation, molecular function: RNA binding. The transcript has a single exon. Bases 1 to 990 code for a protein of 329 amino acids. The record is from RefSeq and is a predicted model, not a curated record. Lineage: Eukaryota; Euglenozoa; Kinetoplastea; Trypanosomatida; Trypanosomatidae.
AUGGACUUUGACGUGAAAACCCCCUGCAUUUCGAGCCAAGAGGCACCGGAGCAGCAGCAACACCAACACCAGGAGGACCCGCAGCCGCUGCUGGAUCAACAACAACAGCCAGAGACACAGCAUGUAAAGGAUUCCAGUGCAGUCAAUGCAGCUCCCUCAGUGAAAGAGACGGGAAAUUCGCUUCAGCGACGCAACGUGUACGUCUCCGGUCUGCCGGAAACAUUUCGCGCAGCGGAGUUCCGGGAGAUGUGUCAGGCCUUUGGUCGUGUUGAGGCGUCGAAGCUGUGCAUUGACACCAAGUGCCGUCCAAUGAAAGGCUACGGCUUCGCCCUCUUUUUCGAGGAGGAGGCCGCUGUGAAGUGCAUCAAGCAUUUGCAUGGCCAUUGGCUGGGUGGACGAACACUUCAGGCGCGUCUCGCUGACGCCGCUGCGACGCCCGUCCCGCUCGACCCGUCAUCGGCGCAUCCACCCAUCAGUCGCGCACGGCCACCGUCAAAAGGGCACCGCCACCUGAAUUCCAGCAUGCAACUCACGAACGGGUAUGCCGACGUGCCUUUGCCGUUCACGAGCAGCAUUUCGAUUUCCCCGUCCUCUAGCCAAGACCAGACCCCGCCCCUCACGCCGCCGCAGAUAAGCCUCACCCCGACCCUUGUUUCGCACAGUGACCUUGGGGGCGGCAACAGUCACAACGGCAGCAACAACAGCAACGCCAGCGUGGCUACAGGCGCACAGCCUAUUUUUUACCACCACGUUCCAAUGGAUCAGCAGAUGGGUCAUCCAAUGACUUCUUUCUCCACGCAGCCAGGCUAUCUUUCGGUUCCCUCCACAUUUGUUCCAUCGCCCAUGAUGGGGAUGCCGAUGUACGUCACGGUCCCGCCCUCAACAAAUAUGCCACCCGGCCCGCAGCAGCAAUUUGUUCUCCCGGCCACCAUGAUGGCAUCUGGCGGAUACCCACAGCAGCUGUAUCCCCCAGUCGUCUUUUCCCCGUAG